AUGAUAUCACCACCCGUCUUUCCUACGGCGUUCUUGUUCUCUGGACUGGCUAUGGCUCACCCAGUGGCUUCACCUUGCCGGGCAUUAUCAGAGCAGUCGUUUGCUCAGUUCCGGCGCCAUCCGAACAGGCUUAUGGCUGAGCUGAAAAAGCGUCUUUUUGACGAUGCUGUUCAUCUAGUGUCCUUGAGAAAGAGAGGUGUCGAUAAAGCUGUGGUGGGCGCUGCUGUUGGAGGCGUGCUCGGAGGCCUUUUCCUAAUCGCCCUGGUCAUUGUUCUCUUGUGGUUCCUCCGUCGCCGUCGCAGCCAGCGCAGCCAGCGCAAUACUCAGGAUGGCGAGUCAGAAACUCCACCAGAGGCCAUCACCGUUAGAACACCCUUCAUGGCGGAUCAUCCCGACUUAUCACACGGCGCACACGGUGAAACGUCUGAAAAAUCACGCGAGGCGACCACCCAAGCAUCGACCGACGACGCUGCUCGAGGACAAGGCGGACUACACACGAAAUCAUCACCCGAAAUCGAUCCUCGAUCACUACAGGAGUCACUGCAAGGCAUCCCGACCGAAUACACAACAGGGUUGGGGCUUUAUCAGAAAGAUCAGGAAGAACCUCUCCGUGUGGAAUUGGAGGGGUCCAGUGAGUUCAGAGACCAAGUUGGCUCAUUACGCCCCCCGUCGAGAAUCAAGACGGGGCAGCGGGAGUUCAUCGCGGGAUUCAAAAGGACGAUGAGCUUCCGGCGAGCGUGA
This is a messenger RNA of Clonostachys byssicola, 741 nucleotides long. The record is from the annotation of a GenBank genome assembly. Lineage: Eukaryota; Fungi; Ascomycota; Sordariomycetes; Hypocreales; Bionectriaceae.